Molecule: messenger RNA, 758 nt
Organism: Carica papaya (papaya)
Lineage: Eukaryota; Viridiplantae; Streptophyta; Magnoliopsida; Brassicales; Caricaceae
Product: peroxidase 67-like
Biological process (GO): response to oxidative stress; hydrogen peroxide catabolic process
Molecular function (GO): heme binding; peroxidase activity
Source: RefSeq, a predicted model, not a curated record
GAUGAUAACGUGAGUUUCAACGAAAUCCAAAAUAUAUAACCAAUAUUGAUCAGAUCUACACCCUUUUAUUUGGCUUGUAAUUUGUAAAUGAUUGGGUUUCAACAAUACUGAAAAUGGUCUGUUCUUGUUCUUCUUGUUUGAAGGCCAUUUUUGCAAGGCUAUGUUUGCUUUUGCUCCUGUCAAACAACUCUUAUGCCCAGCUUUCUCCAGAUUUCUACGCUGAAACUUGUCCGAAAGUACUCGUUACUGUAAGAUCGGUACUUCGAGAUGCCGUAGCAAAAGAACCGCGUAUGGGUGCUUCUCUUCUUCGAUUGCACUUUCAUGAUUGUUUUGUCAACGGAUGUGAUGCAUCGGUUCUCUUAGAUGACACUCCUACUUUUGUUGGAGAAAAAACCGCAGUUGCUAAUAACAAUUCUUUGAGAGGAUACGAAGUCGUCGAUGCCAUAAAAGUCAAGUUAGAGGAAGUAUGUCCCGGUAUUGUUUCAUGUGCUGAUAUUUUAGCAAUUGCAGCUCGUGACUCGGUUGUACUUCUCGGAGGGCCUAACUGGAUUGUUAAACUAGGAAGAAGGGAUUCAAAGACAGCUAGUCUUGCAUCUGCUAACAGUGGUGUAAUCCCUCCUCCAUCCGCUACACUUAAUCAACUCAUCAAUAGGUUUCAAGCUCAAGGACUCUCACCUACGGACUUAAUUGCCUUAACUGGUGGACACACGAUUGGAAAAAUAAGAUGUGUACUUUUCAGAGAUCGUAUUUACAAUGAA